Sinocyclocheilus rhinocerous is the source of this 2664-nucleotide messenger RNA. RefSeq names its product protein disulfide-isomerase TMX3-like. The record is from RefSeq and is a predicted model, not a curated record. The coding region runs from base 152 to 1276 and encodes 374 amino acids. Lineage: Eukaryota; Metazoa; Chordata; Actinopteri; Cypriniformes; Cyprinidae. Gene Ontology annotation, cellular component: endoplasmic reticulum; cell surface. The transcript is spliced from 13 exons.
GAGUGUGUGUGAGUGUGUGUGUUUGAUUGGUCUUCAUACUGUGCUGUAGUUUUAUGCUCCGUGGUGUGGAUACUGUAAGAAGCUGGAGCCGAUCUGGCAGGAGGUGGGAGCGGAGCUGACGCGCUCGGGGUCGCCGGUCCGAGUCGGAAAGAUGGACGGCACGGCAUACUCAGGUGUGGCGUCAGAGUUCGGCGUGCGAGGAUAUCCCACCAUUAAACUGCUGAAGGGGGAACUGGCAUAUAAUUACAAAGGACCAAGAACCAAAGAUGACAUAAUCGAGUUUACCAACAGAGUGUCUGGGCCAGCCGUGCGGUCGCUGCCCAGCAGACAGAUGUUUGAGCACGUCUUGAAGAGGCACAGUGUGUUGUUUCUGUAUGUCGGAGGCGAGUCUCCUCUGAAAGAGAAGUACACAGAGGUGGCGUCUGAGCUCAUUGUGUACACCUAUUUCUUCUCUGCGUCUGAAGACGUCUUACCAGAGUCUGUGACUUUGCAUGAAUUGCCUUCAGUGGUCGUCUUCAAAGAUGGAACCUAUUUCACAUACGAUGAGUAUGAAGACAGCAGCUUGUCGUCCUGGGUGAACCGAGAGCGGUUCCAGAGCUACCUGCCGAUCGAUGGAUUCACGCUGUAUGAGCUGGGAGAGACCGGUAAACUGGUGGCGAUUGCAGUUACUGAUGAGAAAGAUCCGACAGAGCGAAGCAGCAGGUUGAAAGGUCUGAUCCAGAGAGUAGCUGCUGAACACCGAGAUCAGUUCAACAGAGAUUUCCAGUUCGGCCACAUGGAUGGAAACGACUACAUCAACAGUCUCAUAAUGGGCGAGGUGUCUGUGCCCAGCAUCAUCAUCCUCAACACCUCAAACGAGCAGUACUUCGUGCCGGCGGAGCCUGUGGAGGAUCUUCAGCAGCUGCUCCAGUUCUUCAGCAGCGUUCUGGACGGCAGCGCUCCGGCGUAUGGAGGAGACGGGAUUCUCCAGAGGAUCAAGCGUGUGGCGUAUGAUGCCAGAUCCACUGUAAUGUCAGUGUUCCGCAGCUCUCCGCUGCUCGGCUGCUUUCUCUUCGGUCUGCCGCUAGGCGUCAUCAGCCUCAUGUGCUACGGCAUCUGCAUGGCCGAGUCUGACGACGACACGGAGCUGAUGAAGAGAGACGGCUUCACGGACGAGGAAGAGGAGGAGGGCGAGGAGGAAGAGCAGCAGCGGCUGACGGCCGGAGCAGAGGGAGAGGAGGAUGAAGACGCAGAGAAGAUCGAGCAAAAGAGUCUGGCUGAAAAAAAGGUGGAUUAACGAGAAACAAACGCCUCCGAAGAGGAAACCAUGGCCUAGAGUCUCCUCGCUGGUUUUCAUUGGAUUAUUUGUUUUCUAAUUCAUUAUUUUCAGAAUUGCUCCACCAAAAGUCUUGUUUCUGAAAUCUUCAAGACCAGUCAUGGAGCUCCGCAUGUGACUGUAUUGAGUUACAAAAGCACAUAGACUGUUUUAAAGUGAGCGACAGCUUAUUAAUAAUCAUUUCUGUUAUAAUGUGUCCUUAUGAGCCAUUCUGGAUGGUCACUUUAAAUCACGUGUCGACUGCAGUUAACUCGAUGCUAAACGAUCGAUCUCUCAAUGGACACACGUCCUACUUUUUAAAACAUUUUUGGAUGAGAAAGUGCAGUUAUUGUUGCAUCAGAGACUUGAUCUCCAGAGAUUGUCUUACAUGAGAUUCAUUACAUUAUCAAAACAUAAUGACCGCACACAGAUGCUUUUCUCCUGCUUGCUGCACAGACGUGAUCUUACCGAAUGUAGAAGUCUAGUUAUUCUAGUAUGGAUUUGGUAAGAGUGUGAAAUGAUGAACGAAGGCUUGGGCUUUAUCAAAUGCACUGAACACAUUCACACACACACAGCAGCUUUAGGUUCAGUUGAUUUUUUUUAUUUUGAACUAGAUAGUGUUGAUCCUAGAGAAACAUGGGCGUUCCUUCUGUAGGGUGCUAUUUAACAUUUUAUAGCAGGUAGAGUCAGUGUAUGUGUUUUACAGAUAUAAAGGCUUUGUGUCAGCUCUUCUCAGCAUCAGUUACCAAAAUUUCCUCAGAAACUGUUAUUGCAUUCAUGAAAAAGGAAAGUGAAGACGCGGGACUUUUAUUUAGAUUCUCAAAACAACAGCGAAUCACCGUAAACGGCUGUAAAAGUCUGUGACCGGAGACGUUUGCUCGUGAUGAACGGUUUUACUGCGCUUCAGAUCAGCAGAUCUCAGACACACUGUUACUAGACAGCGUUUCCAGUUUGAGCCAAAGCUGUCGUUACGUAAGAACAUCCACGAGUAUUUAAGAGCUCGCGCUGGAUUGUAAUGGAGAAACGUUGCUAACCCUUGCCUUCACAUUCCCCUCCUGAUGCCUGUUGUUACUGUAAUGAUUCUCUUAUUUUAACACACAACUUGUCUUACUGUUUCUGCUUUGUUCAUUAAAUGUUUCUUUGUCUCUCUCUCUCUCGUUCUGCAUUCUUCCCUCACAUCAGUAUCAUGCUAAAGUAGACUUUGACUAGAUUUCGUUCAGUUUUUGUAUGUGAUUACAUAUUGUUUAGGUGUUAGUGGGGUAAGAUUUUGUCACGUCAACAUAUUUAUGAAGGUUUUAUCAUGAACAGCAAAGUUCUGCCAAAAACGAUGCCGUAAUGAUUACAAUCAAUAAAGAAGUCCAUGUUUGACA